AGGCACCGACGCUCCCUUUCCAGGAGCUUUGCAGAAGCACCCGUUGCUUUACGUCGCUGAGUUUGUGGCAGAGACGGCCAUCCACGUCCCACCAGCCCUGAAAGAUGGUGAAGUACGGCCUUGACUACACGCGGUGCCGAUGGAUCCUACCCCUGCUCCUGGGCAUAGGCGUCAUCUUCGGGAUCAUUGCGCUGGCGGGCAGGGGCUGGCUGGAGUCGCAGACCUUGCCCUACGUGCACCAAGCGUCGUUGUGGGAGAGCUGCCAGAGGCCUCAGCAGGGUGGGGAAUGGACCUGCGAGUCCCUCAUGGGUUACGCUUGGGGAAGAGCUGCUGCUGCCACGUACCUGGUCGGCUUUCUACUUCUGGUCAUCUGCUUUGCUCUGGCCAUCAUAGCAUUUGCCAUUGACACACUUCGGUUCAACUUCAUACGCGGGAUUGGAGGCUUGCUUUUUGUCGCUGCUGUGUUCUCCAUCAUGGGCCUGGUCAUUUAUCCAGUAAAGUUCUCGACUGAAAUCGAAAUGACGGGAAUCAAUAUGUUCAGCUGGGCCUAUGGCUUUGGCUGGACCACCGCCAUUAUGGAAAUAUGCUUGGGAUUCUUCUUCUGCUGCCUUCCUAACUAUGAAGAUCAGAUCUUGGGUAAUGUGAAGCCCACAUAUUUUUACUCUUCCCCAUAAGCACCAGGAAAAAUGAGUUCAUAUUCCAGAGAUACCUGACAGACCAGCUACAUUUUCCAGAAUAUCGUCAUCGGAUGUUUGUAGAAAAGGCUGGAAACUUUUCAAGUGCAUGUCGAAAAACAGUACUAGCAUUCUGCAAUAAAGUUAUCUA
This is a messenger RNA of Cariama cristata (Red-legged seriema), 825 nucleotides long. RefSeq names its product p53 apoptosis effector related to PMP-22-like. Gene Ontology annotation, biological process: cell-cell adhesion. NCBI's taxonomy places the organism in Eukaryota, Metazoa, Chordata, Aves, Cariamiformes, Cariamidae. The transcript has 3 exons. Gene Ontology annotation, cellular component: cell-cell junction; membrane. Bases 105 to 674 code for a protein of 189 amino acids. The record is from RefSeq and is a predicted model, not a curated record.